This is a messenger RNA of Closterium sp. Yama58-4, 2166 nucleotides long. The record is from the annotation of a GenBank genome assembly. Lineage: Eukaryota; Viridiplantae; Streptophyta; Zygnematophyceae; Desmidiales; Closteriaceae.
AUGAGGCGCUGGUGCAGCAGCUGGAGCAGCGCAUCUUCUCUGAGCUCACCAGCAAGUCCCAGAUCAACAUCACCAGACCGCAGAUCAACAUCAGCAGAUAAGCCACCUUCAAUAUCAGCAGCACACGGGUCCGUAUGUCAUCACACCCAUCACUCCCCUUCCCUCCCUCCCCUUCCACCCAUCACUCCUUCCCUCCCUCCCCUUCCACCCAUCACUCCCCUUCCCUCCCUCCCCUUCCACCCAUCACUCCCUCCCUCCCUCCCCUCCACCACACACACUCCCCUUCCCUCCCUCCCUUCCACCCAUCACUCCCCUUCCCUCCCUCCCCUUCCACCCAUCACUCCCCUUCCCUCCCUCCCCUUCCACCCAUCACUCCCCUUCCCUCCCUCCCCUUCCACCCAUCACUCCCCUUCCCUCCCCUCCCCUUCCACCCAUCACUCCCCUUCCCCUCCCCCCCUUCCACCCAACACUCCCCUUCCCUCCCUCCCCUUCCACCCAUCACUACUCCCCUUCCCUCCCUCCCCUUCCACCCAUCACUCCCCUUCCCUCCCUCCCCUUCCACCCAUCACUCCCCUUCCCUCCCUCCCCUUCCACCCAUCACUCCCCUCCCUUCCUCCCUCCCUCCCCUUCCACCAACACUCCCCUUCCCUCCCUCCCCUUCCACCCAUCACUCCCCUUCCCUCCCCCCCCCCCCUUCCACCCAUCACUCCCCUUCCCUCCCUCCCCUUCCGCCCAACACUCCCCUUCCCUCCCCCCCCCUUCCACCCAUCACUCCCCCUUCCCUCCCUCCCCUUCCACCCAUCACUCCCUUCCCUCCUCCCUCCCCUUCCACCCAUCACUCCCCUUCCCUCCCUCCCCUUCCACCCAUCACUCCCCUUCCCUCCCUCCCCUUCCACCCAUCACUCCCCUUCCCUCCCUCCCCUUCCACCCAUCACUCCCCUUCCCUCCCUCCCCUUCCACCCAUCACUCCCCUUCCCUCCCUCCCCUUCCACCCAUCACUCCCCUUCCCUCCCUCCCCUUCCACCCAUCACUCCCCUUCCCUCCCUCCCCUUCCACCCAUCACUCCCCUUCCCUCCCUCCCCUUCCACCCAUCACUCCCCUCCCUCCCUCCCCUUCCACCCAUCACUCCCCUUCCCUCCCUCCCCUUCCACCCAUCACUCCCCUUCCCUCCCUCCCCUUCCCACCCUCACUCCCCUUCCCUCCCUCCCCUUCCACCCAUCACUCCCCUUCCCUCCCUCCCCUUCCACCCAACACUCCCCUUCCCUCCCUCCCCUUCCACCCAUCACUCCCCUUCCUCCCUCCCCUUCCACCCAACACUCCCCUUCCCUCCCUCCCCUUCCACCCAUCACUCUCCCCUUCCCCUCCCUCCCCUUCCACCCAUCACUCCCCUUCCCUCCCUCCCCUUCCACCCACACACUCCUUCCCUCCCUCCCCUUCCACCCAACACUCCCCUUCCCUCCCUCCCCUUCCACCCAUCACUCUCUCCCCGUCCCUCCCUCCCCUUCCACCCAUCACUCCCCUUCCCUCUCUCCCUUCCCCCCAUCACUCCCCUUCCCCUCCCCCCUUCCACCCAACACUCCCCUUCCCUCCCUCCCCUUCCACCCAUCACUCCCCUUCCCUCCCCCUCCCCUUCCACCCAACACUCCCCUUCCCUCCCUCCCCUUCCACCCAACACUCCCCUCCCUCCCUCCCCUUCCACCCAUCACUCCCUUCCCUCCCUCCCCUUCCACCCAACACUCCCUUCCCCUCCCUCCCCUUCCACCCAUCACUCCCCUUCCCUCCCUCCCCUUCCCCCCAUCACUCCCCUUCCCUCCCUCCCCUUCCCCCCAACACUCCCCUUUCCCUCCCCUUCCGCGCUCCACUCCCCUCCCCUUUCCCUUUCCACCCAACACUUCCCUUCCCCUACCACCCACCAGGUCCUCGUCUCUGCCAUCAGCAGCCCCUCCUCUCUCUCCCUCCCUCGCCUCCACCUUUGCCUUGGAACAUGCAGGCCACCAUUCCACGCUCAUCAUCACCGUCCUCUUCUUGCCACCAGAGGGCAACAAACACCUGCUGGUGGUGGUCCCCUCGCAUCACACCACAGCUGGUGGUGGUCCCCUCGCAUCACACCACACCACAGGCCACAUGGCAUCCCCAAAGCCCACCACCCACGAAUCAAAGACUUGA